Molecule: messenger RNA, 444 nt
Organism: Aureococcus anophagefferens
Lineage: Eukaryota; Pelagophyceae; Pelagomonadales; Pelagomonadaceae
Exons: 4
Biological process (GO): cilium assembly
Cellular component (GO): MKS complex
Source: RefSeq, a predicted model, not a curated record
AAGACGUUGCAGCUGCGCUGGUUCAUAGAACAUUCACACGAUUGGAGGAUCCUCGAAGGCGUAAGGCAGGGUCAUAGCCAGUGCUAUGCGCAUGAACGCGCGGGGAAUCUCGCAAUCUUUGACCACCCUGUAGAUGUGCUUCUUCGCGUUUCAUCUGUCAAACCCGCUGCUCCAAAGCUACACAUAGAAGUUUACCAGACAGACGAGCUCCAUAGGCUUGAGCUUGCGGGCUAUGGCUUCUGUCACCUCCCUCUACUUGUUGGAACUCACGUCGUUGAGAUUCUAUGCUGGCGACCUUACGGCAGCUGGUACCAGCGAAUUACAGCAGCGCUUAUUGGUGGACAUCCACAAUUCCUAAAAAACAAGUUGGUGACGUCCAGCGCAAACAGAUUUGACUUGAGAUCAGAGACGACUGGCACCGUCCAUGUUACUUUAUCAGUCUUG